Vicia faba (fava bean) is the source of this 351-nucleotide messenger RNA. The record is from the annotation of a GenBank genome assembly. NCBI's taxonomy places the organism in Eukaryota, Viridiplantae, Streptophyta, Magnoliopsida, Fabales, Fabaceae.
AUGUGUAGUGAAGCAGACGGCAAGCUCAACCUUCUUUUCGCUCACACUUCCUCAACCGCGAUCGUCUCGUCCGCCACCAUUCACACUUCUUCAACCUUCCUCCGUCUUAAUCAGAUGAGUCUCUCCAAUCGGAACCGUAACUUAGGGAUUUCACGUUCCAGUGAUGGCAAUGAGAGUUCGAGGGAGAAUAGACACCGAGCCAAUGAUAACUAUCAAAAACUAGUAAAAGAAGAGUACCGAUCUAGAGGUUAUGUGCAGGAUGCAAGGUCCAGUUUUUGUAAUGAGCCGUAUGAAGCAUGUCAUUUAGUGGUGAGGAUGGACAUGGAGAUGGAUUUGUAUGGCUUGGCAUGA